AUGUCUUACGUUGCUUUACCUUCAAAUGAAAUCGAUGAACAAGUAUUCAAUCAGUUUGAGUCGGGUUUAUGGUCAAGUCGUUAUUAUCAAUACGAUGCAUGGCAUGGAUCUCAUCAGCUCAGUCUCUCAUUCGAUCCUGAAACAUCAAAAGUGACAGGCAACGGAUCGGAUGACGUCGGUGAUUACAACAUUGAGGGCAUUUACUCGACAACAACCCAUUGGAUGGGUCUGACAAAGAAAUAUCAAAAUGGCACUGGCGAUCUAUCACAGAAUCUCGGACAUUAUGUUACAAUUCAAGUGACUUGGAAUACAAAUCAACGUCGUUUCGAAGGCAAAUGGUUUGUUCGAACGAACAAGUACAGCGGCGAGAACAAGUUUGAGCUAAAACUGGAGAAAAGCUAUGAAGCAAUCGAAUAACAUAAUUGUAGUCGAGAGUUAAUUAGUUUUUUUUGUCUAUUUUUCAUAUUUUUGUAAACAUAAUGUAAUGAUUACAACCACAGUAUUUUACAUUUGAUUAUUCUCCUGUACUAGAGAAAUAUAUAUUUUUAGUUCGAAUUAUCUUCAUCCAAAUAUCAUUAAGUCUGUUAUCAAAAAUAUUGAUGUGAAUGUUGGUGUGGUUGUGACUACAGCCAUCUACCCACAUCCACACCCUCUGGAUAUUUAGUGCAUUCGAUGGAUCCAUUUGCAUUGCUGUAGGUGCCUACAAAUUUUCUCGUUGUUUCUGUGACAUUAUUCGAUUAGUAGUGGUUCUCAGUUUUCGGAAUAUGAGAUGCUUGGCAAAUGACAAAUAUGCAGCAACUAUUGUGAGCAAAGAUGGUGAAGAGGGAUUGUCGAGCUUGAAUUAUGAAAAGACAAGAUUCAUGAAAGUCAAUAAAUUUAAUAAAAUGCUGACAUGUGAUUGUCGUCCAGUGCAUGUUUCACAUAUGAUUGAAUUCAUCAAUAUGUAACUUGAAUAAUUCUAGGAUUAUAUUUUUCACCAUUGCGUGACAAUAGCACAAGGCGAAUACGAUCGAUUGACGUAUAUAAUCAGAAAGCUGAAUGUUGACCGAUACUAUAUAUCACCUGUAAUUUUAUAUUCAUCACAUUUCUCUCUCUCUCUUUAAGUUCAUGUCAAACAACUAAUCCUUAUAUAUUGAGCAAGUACAAAAAUAAGUUAUUUCAUCACUCGACUCCUCCGCUAAAUCCAAAACAACACUUUUGUAUACUAAUCUACUUACAAACACUUAAGUAAUAAUCCAUUGAGACUACUCAUCCAAGUUUCAUCAAAUGAAUCCAAUGCUUGUUGAACUUAACAAAUGCAUCGGACCCUCGUGCUCAUAUAGAUAACCAAAGCCGCAUCCGCAUUCACACACUGACACCAACUUACCUGCACAACUCCAAAUUGAAUAAUCAAAUGUUUAGUUCUAUUACAUAUAUCAUUCAUCAAAUCGAUAACUUUAAAUCAAGUUCGAUUAAUUACUUUUGAGUUUGGGAAUUUAAACAAAUUUUUUAAUCUUUCGACUUUUGAGGACAACAGUUAUUGUUUACACUUUCAAUAGACCUAUCGAAAUUUCAUUUAUUUUGAACUAUAUCUAUAGUUUUAAAUUAUUCAAUUUUAGAUCUUUAUCAUGGAACUAGUAGUCGAUUGAAUAUCCGGUAUUUUGAAGUCGAAAAUUUGAUCAAAAGUCCAUUCAACGGUUCUUCUUCAGUUUGUAAUUGUUUAACAGUUUUAUCUUUUUCUUUUCGAUAUCAAUCAAACAAACUUUCAAGAUGAACACUGAAAUAUAUUGAAAAAUUUCGACUGGUCCUUGAAACUUAUUUGAAAAUAUCGAUGAGCGUCUUUCGCUUUACGGCGUACUAUUGUUGGAGCAUUUUCUAAUGUUUUAGUCAAAUUGAUUUUUAAAAUAAUGAACGUCACUUCUUGUCACGUUUUUAAUAUUGAGAAACGGCGAUUUUUCUCUCAUCAAAAUACUGCCCAAAACAAUAUUUUCAACUUCAUGAAUCUCACAUUCCAUUUGAUCUAUAUUUAUACAUAGAGAGAGAGAAAUGUUAACUGGCAGUAUGCUACUGUUAUUACAGUACUUUCAUCACUUUAUGUCUAAUGAAAAACAAAAAACACAAGAUAACGACGACAAUGUGUAUCAAAGAUAUCAACAUGAAAAAAAAACAGAUAGAUACAAUUUUGCUGCUGUCAUCGCUUUACUUUUAUCAGUUAAUGUAUAAGUGAAGAUAUUAUAUUUAUUAAUCAAUAGUACCGAGAGAAUCAAUAUCAGAAGUAAUGAUACUUUCGACUUUCAUAUUUAUGGGUCUAUUAACUCAAGUUUUAUCUCAAGAUUCGACGUUGAACUCUUCUGAUGGUAUCGUUAUACAUCAAGUAGAAGUACAAACAAGUAGCAUUGGUCGCAUUAAAUAUGACGAUGGUGAAGUAAUUCUCUAUCAAAAUCAACGCAAGCCAACUGAUAUAUUUUUUACUCCAUUUCCUCGUGUCAAUCCGUUGAGUAGUGAAUGCCAUGAGAACAUACUAAGUGGACACGUCGAAUUAAGUCUAUCCGUCGAACUUUAUACUCCUUUACUUAUUCAAGUUAUUCAAGGUUACAUG
Molecule: messenger RNA, 2578 nt
Organism: Rotaria sp. Silwood2
Lineage: Eukaryota; Metazoa; Rotifera; Eurotatoria; Philodinida; Philodinidae
Source: the annotation of a GenBank genome assembly